UGCUUCGCCAAUUGUAUGCAGCGCUCACCUUGCGUCUGUGUCGACUUUAGAAAAAGUGGCCUCACCUGCGGACAGCGACACUCAUCCAAACCGAGCACCUCACGGCCUUCCCAAACCCUCACCACGAAGUGCGGCUGCUCGAGCGUCGACAUGACGCUCUUUUUUUUGCUGGUGGCUGGGCUUUGUGCGGCGCAGCUGUCGCUUGCGCAGCACGAAAGGAAGGUUGGGCGCCUGAGUCGACCAGGAGUGGUGUUUCCAAGCCGUGGUGAAGCGUGGCCCCAGCCAAUGAACCAGACGACGGGCUCCAACGUGAUCCUGCUCGAUCCAAGCACAUUCGCCUUCGUGUUUGUGGGGCCCCCUGGCGGCUGUGACGUGGCCGAUAGGGCGCUUAAGCGAUACCGUGACCAGUUGCUUUUCAAUGGCUGUGCGCGAUCGGGAGUACCGACUGGCAACCUGCGAAGGGUACCCCCCCGCCACCGUUUCGGUGGUGUGCCCGUAGCCAGCAUCAGCUCGCUGCUUGUCCACCUUCGCGGGCAAUGCGAGCACACACCACAGCACGACAUGGACGAAGCUUACACUCUGCAGUUGACGGCCCAGUCGCAGCCUUCCCUGUCCGCAAACUCCGUGUGGGGCCUGCUCCGGGGCCUGGAGACGUUCAGCCAGAUUGUGUAUCCUUACGACGGUACUCAGUUCGCUGUCAACGAGACUGUCAUCCACGACGCCCCAAGGUUCAAGCACCGUGGUCUCCUUAUCGACACUUCCAGGCACUUCCUCCCACUCAAGUCAAUCGUUGAGACAUUGGACGCCAUGGCCUACAACAAGAUGAAUGUGUUGCACUGGCACGUUACAGACGACCAGUCUUUUCCCUUCGUCAGCAGAACGUUCCCUUCCUUGAGUGAAAAGGGGGCCUUUGACCCCGAGACUCACGUGUACAAGCCCACUGAAGUGCAGUACGUUAUUGACGAAGCCGCUGCCAGAGGCAUUCGAGUUAUGGCCGAAUUCGACACGCCUGGCCACACGCUUUCCUGGGGUGAGGCAUAUCCCGAGCUGCUGACCACGUGCUAUGAUGGCCACGUGCCAAAUGGCCGGCUUGGGCCGGUUGACCCGACGCGCAAUGAGACGUACGCUUUUCUUGGCCAUUUCUUCGCCGAGGUUGCGCGCGUGUUUCCGGACCAGUACCUGCACCUAGGAGGGGACGAGGUCAGCUUCCUAUGCUGGAUGUCUAAUCCAAACGUCACUAGCUUCAUGCGAAAGAUGGGUUUUCCUUGGCGUUUUGACAAGCUGGAGGAAUACUACAUCCAGAGACUGCUGGAGAUCAUUCAGACCCUGCGUAAGAGUUACGUGGUAUGGCAAGAAGUGUUCGACAAUAAAGUGCAGAUCGCCCCAGACACCGUGGUGCACGUGUGGAAGCAACCGCAAGAGCUUGAAUUGGCUUCGGUAACGUCGGCGGGCUACAAAGCACUGCUGUCUGCCUGCUGGUACCUUGACCACAUAUCGUACGGCAGUGACUGGAAAAAGUACUACGCCUGUGACCCACAGCAGUUCCCUGGUACCUCAGAGCAAAAAUCGUUGGUGCUAGGUGGUGAAGCCUGCGUGUGGGGCGAGUUCGUAGAUGGCACUAACCUCAUUAGCAGGACAUGGCCACGUGCAUCGGCGGCCGCUGAGCGGCUUUGGAGUCCAGCCACGUUCAAGAGUGCCAAAGAUGCCGCCCCUAGGCUAGAAGAGCAUCGCUGCAGAAUGAUGAGGCGUGGUCUUGCAGUGGAACCCCAGAACGGGCCUGGAUUCUGCGAGUGCGACAUCGCUGCUUGAGCUGCGCGGCUGCCGCAGCCAAGUCCGUCAGACACGGCGCACUCUCACGUGCCUCAACCGUCGGACCACAAGACAACGCACAAGAUCGUCAUUGCUUCAGGGAAAAUGAACACAUUGUUACAAUCGCCAAUCGAAAGUAACUUAUACUAAAAGAAAAUGAAAGUGAGAAAAGAUAUGCUGUACCUUUAAAUAAAAUAUUUUAUUAAUACACCA
Messenger RNA from Dermacentor andersoni, 2022 nucleotides. Its product is annotated as beta-hexosaminidase subunit alpha-like. Gene Ontology annotation, molecular function: beta-N-acetylhexosaminidase activity. Gene Ontology annotation, cellular component: membrane; lysosome. Gene Ontology annotation, biological process: ganglioside catabolic process; carbohydrate metabolic process; glycosaminoglycan metabolic process. The record is from RefSeq and is a predicted model, not a curated record. Lineage: Eukaryota; Metazoa; Arthropoda; Arachnida; Ixodida; Ixodidae.